CAGCCGAGUCAGUCGGUGUGCAGCAGCGGUCGCGGGAGGGUGGAAGCUUGCAGUGUCUCGCUUGGCUUCCCGCAGUGUGUGCGUGUGCGGGGGGAGGGGCGGCCAGCCAGGCCCCACUGAGCGGUGCACCUCGGGCAGCAGGGGUCCCACACUCCUGCCGGUGUGCCCUUCGUUGCGGACCUGUGUGUAGGGGCGGCGUGCUCGGCCAUCCGGGAAUGACGGCAGAAAAUGAAUUGUACGCGUGGUAGUGCAACUUGAACACGCGGCAGUGGUGCGGCCAGCCUGGGCGGUGACUAAUUAUUAAGCUCGUCCUCGUGGGGGCGGCGUGGUGGCCAGCGAGGUGCUGACUGAAGGCCCACAGUGUGUGUGCGUGUGUGCGUGCGCGAGUGUGUCAUCGUGUAUUGUGCAGUGGUGUCUGGCUGAGGAGUCGACACUGCCUCCAUUGGUGCUGUUAUUCUAGUCAUUAGUGCACCGCCAUCACCACUCCUGAAGCAGGUUAUCACGCGUGGCUCGCACCCUUACCACCACCACCAUGGAUGAGUCGAUGAUGGCGGACGUGGACCCGGAGACGCUGCUGGAGUGGCUGCAGAUGGGCCAGGGCGAGGAGCGGGACAUGCAGCUCAUUGCCCUGGAGCAGUUGUGUAUGCUCCUGCUCAUGUCAGACAACGUGGACCGCUGCUUCGAAAGCUGCCCUCCAAGGACCUUCCUGCCAGCGCUAUGUCGCAUCUUUUUGGACGAGUGCGCCCCCGACAACGUGCUGGAGGUGACUGCCCGUGCCAUCACCUAUUACCUGGACGUGUCGGCGGAGUGCACGCGGCGCAUCACCACCGUGGAGGGCGCCAUCAAGGCCAUGUGCAACCGCCUGGUGGUGGCCGAUGUUACCUCCCGCACCAGCAAGGACCUGGCCGAGCAGUGCAUCAAGGUCCUGGAGCUUAUCUGCACCCGGGAGGCUGGGGCCGUGUUUGAAGCAGGAGGUCUCAAUUGUGUGUUGUCCUUCAUUAGGGACAAUGGUCACUUGGUGCACAAGGACACCCUGCAUUCUGCCAUGCAUCUUGUGUCUCGACUUUGUGGCAAGAUGGAGCCUGCUGACUCAGGUCUGGCUCCAUGUGUGGAGUCCCUUUCUACCCUGCUCAGGCACGAGGACCAGCAUGUCGCUGAUGGAGCACUGCGUUGCUUUGCCAGCCUGGCAGAUCGCUUCACUCGUAGAGCACAGGACCCAGCGCCCCUGGCCCAGCACUGCCUGGUUACCCACCUGCUGGCUCGCCUUGCAGGUGCAGCACCUCAGCCUGCUCCAGGUGCUGCUGCUGCAGCUCCAGGGGCCCCAGCAGCCACCCCAGAAAACUCUAAGCAGUCUGCCUCUGUCUCAACUGUGAUCUCUCUACUCUCCACGCUGUGCCGUGGCUCCCCAAGUAUUACCCAUAAUUUGUUGAGGUCUGAGCUGCCAGAUGCCAUAGAGAAGGCACUGCAGGGGGAUGAGCGCUGCGUGCUGGACACCAUGCGCCUUGUAGACCUGCUGCUGGUGCUGCUUUUUGAGGGACGGAAAGCUCUGCCCAAGUCAGGGAUGAGUGCUGUGGCUGGCAGACUUCCAGGGCUGAGGAGGAUGGACAGUCCAGGAGAGAAGACUCAUCGUCAACUCAUUGAUUGCAUCAGAAGUAAAGACACAGAUGCCCUCAUAGAUGCCAUUGACAGUGGGGGGAUUGAAGUCAAUUUCAUGGAUGAUGUGGGCCAGACACUCCUCAACUGGGCCUCUGCAUUUGGUACCCAGGAAAUGGUGGAGUUCCUUUGUGAAAGAGGAGCGGAUGUCAACAAAGGACAAAGAUCCUCCUCACUCCAUUAUGCUGCUUGUUUUGGCCGACCCCAAAUUGCCAAAGUUCUGCUGCGGCAUGGUGCUAACCCUGACCUGAGGGAUGAGGAUGGCAAGACUCCCUUAGACAAGGCACGGGAGAGGAAUGAUGAAGGGCACAGGGAGGUGGCAGCCAUUCUACAGAGCCCUGCUGAGUGGCUUGUUGUGUCCGAGAAUAAAGAAGGAAAGAAGACAACUGAGGAAGGCAGCACACCAAACACAGAUGAUACAGAGGUUGGGGAGCCCCGAGGAGAUGUGGAAAUGGCUCCUGUGUACUUGAGUCGCUUGCUACCAGUUUUCUGUCACACCUUCCAAGCCACCAUGGUCCACACAGUACGCAAGGCUUCCCUCAGCAUACUGCGAAAGAUGGUGCAUUACAUCCCUGCCCCACUUCUCCAUCAGGUGUGUGGUGGUGAUGAUACAGCUAUUACCACCACUACAAAUGCCACCACCACUGCCAACAAUUUGUUGGGCUCACAGCUGGUGGAAGUUAUUGCCUUAGUCCUUGGUAAUGAAGAGGAUGAAGAUGGUCAUUUAGUGGCUCUGCAGAUGGUGGAUGACCUCUUGAGUAAGGCUGCACCCUUGCUGCUGGAACACUGUGCCCGGCUGGGGGUCAUCAGCAAGGUGGGGACGUUGGCUGGUCCAUCAGACCCACCCAUAGAAGAGUACACCACUAUAAAAGGAAAAGAUGAACAGCAGGAUGGUGAUGACCCUGGUAUGGAAGAUGCAAAGGAGGUUGUCCCUGGCAAAGCCUACCACUGGCGGGACUGGUGUGUGGCACGGGGCCGAGACUGUCUGUACAUUUGGAGUGAUGCUGCUGCCCUGGAGCUGUCCAACGGGUCCAACGGCUGGUUCCGCUUCAUCCUGGACGGCAAACUAGCAACCAUGUAUUCUUCAGGCAGCCCAGAGGGGGGAUCAGAAAGCACAGAAAACCGAAGUGAAUUCCUUGAGAAACUGCAAAGAGCCAAGUCUGCUGUGAGGCCUGGCAGUCCUAGUCAGCCUGUCCUCUCAGCACCAGGACCAGCACGGCUAGUCAUUGGAAAUUGGUCACUUCAGUGCAAAAAGGAAGGUGAACUUCACAUCCAUAAUUCUGAUGGCCAGCAGCAAGCAACUAUUCUACGGGAAGAUCUGCCUGGGUUCAUUUUUGAAAGUAACCGCAACACCAAGCACUCCUUCACUGCUGAGACCUCCCUUGGGCCUGAGUUCCAUGCUGGAUGGACAGGCCGGCGAGGAAAGAGGUUCAGGUCAAAAGUUGAAGCCAUGAAACAGAAGGUGAAGGGUUUAGCUCAAGACAUAUAUGAAAAAUAUUUCAAGGCUGCACAGACACAACCUCGUGGAGUUGUUGCAAAGUUGGGCAACAUUGUGGCACAGAUUGAGAGAGCAUGCCAAAAACAGACAAGUAACAAAGGAAGCAGUGAGUGGUCUGAAAUCUUGCGCACAGCUGUGGAGGACUUGGUGACCAUCUUGCAUGAAGAGAGCACUGUGUCAGCUUAUGAGUUGCACUCAUCAGGAUUGGUACAAGCACUGCUCACUCUGCUCAGCCCAGACACCACCCACCACUUCCAUGACGAUAACAGACAGGUGUCUCAGAGGAGGGUCAAUAAAAUGAUCAAGCAACGGCGUAAUGUCUUCAAAAGCUGCUUCAUGGACAAAGUAGAUGAAGAAACAGCCUCCACCAGCACGUCUGUCACUCCUGGUACUCAGCUGGUUCGUAAGCUGGUCUCAGUACUAGAGGGUGCUGAGAAGCUCCCACUCUACAUAUAUGACAUCCCAGGAGCAGGUUCAGGUCUGCAGGUUCUCAGCAGACGUCUUCGUUUUAGGCUGGAAAGGGCCCCAGGGGAGAGUUCCCUUAUUGAUAGAAAUGGAAGGACAUUAAAGAUGGAGCCACUUGCCACAGUGGAGCAGCUGGAGCGGUACCUCCUCAAGAUGGUGGCCAAGCAGUGGUAUGACUUUGACCGCUCUUCAUUUGUCUUUGUGAGGAAGUUGAAAGAAGGGCAAAAGUUGACCUUCAAGAACAGCAGAGAGUUUGAUGAGAAUGGAAUCAUCUAUUGGAUAGGGACAAAUGCCAAGACUGCAUAUGAAUGGGUGAAUCCAGCUUCUGUUGGACUAGUUGUAGUUACAUCCAGUGAAGGCCGCAACCUUCCCUACGGCCGCUUGGAAGACAUUCUGAGCAGAGAUGCUUCCGCCCUCAAUUGUCACACUAAUGAUGACAAGCGAGCAUGGUUUGCCAUCGACCUUGGAAUCUGGUUCCUUCCAUCUGCAUACACCCUUAGGCAUGCACGAGGCUAUGGCAGAUCAGCUCUUAGAAACUGGUUGUUCCAAGUGUCAAAGGAUGGUGUAAGCUGGACCACCUUGUACACCCAUGUGGAUGACUGUUCACUCAAUGAGCCAGGCAGCACCCACACAUGGAGCAUUCAGCCUCCUCCUGAAGAAAAGACUGGUUGGAGACAUGUGCGUAUCCAGCAGACUGGCAAGAAUGCCUCUGGCCAGACCCACUACUUGUCAUUGUCAGGCCUGGAGCUGUAUGGCAUAGUUACUGGUGUCUGUGAGGAUCUAGGCAGAGCAGCAAAAGAGGCAGAAGCAAAUUUGAGAAGACAGAGGCGUCUUGUGAAGUCACAGAUGGUAAAGUACAUGGUGGUGGGGGCACGGGUGGUACGAGGCCUGGAUUGGAAGUGGAGAGACCAAGAUGGCAACCCUCCCAGCGAGGGCACUAUUACUGGGGAGCUGCACAAUGGCUGGAUUGAUGUGACAUGGGACCAUGGAGCCUCCAAUAGCUAUCGAAUGGGAGCCGAGGGGAAGUAUGACUUGAAACUGGCACCAGGCUAUGAUCCAGAGUCCCCUCAGGUAGCAAGUGUCACUAGCACAGGCACUAGUUCCACUAGCAACACAGCUGCCUCCUCUGCACCUCAGUCCUCAGUCACCACUAUAUCCACCACUGUCAGAUCUACUAAGUGUUUACCCCAGCUGCACGUGGCUGGUCAACUGACUAAUGCAGAAAGUGAGAGACUGCUGAGACAAGGGCGUGGCCCACCAACUUGCUAUCGGACAAACCUUCAGUAUUGUGGACUAUUGUCUGAUGUAUCAAGGGUUGUGAGCACAGAUGUGACACAGGGAACCAGCGUGCUGACCAGCCGUAAGUGCAGCUCCACACCCUCACUACCUCAAGCUACAACAGAAAUUCACAAACACUCAGUUGCAGCCUCAGAACAAGCAGCAUCAGAUGAUAAUCUUACUGCCAAAGCUGCUGAGACUGUAGCUGAAAAUGUAUUGAGUGUGGCCAGCGCUGAGGCUCUGCUGAGUGUUGAGAGCAGUGGGCGAGACAAAGGGUCUGAAUUAGCAUCUCUAGUACAAUCCCUCAGCCUAAAUGAACGUGAUCUCACAACAGAUUUCUCCGAUGCUAUGUCCUCCUUGGAGUCUGUGCUCAAUACCUCUGAAAUCAAAUCUGGUACGGGUGAUAUGAGUGAGGCUUUGACUGUGAUGGAGGUGGGAUUGCAUCCAGUGGCAGACACCAAAUCAGGGUCUGUGGGCCAAGUUGGGAAUGUUCCAGCUGUGACUGUAAAUGAAGAAAAGUUUGGUGAUAUCAGCAGUAUAGGGAUAAGUGGCAGUGUGAGCAGCAGCAGCAGUAUUGGGGGCCUCACCAGCAGCAGCAGGAAGCGUUGUGGGGGUGUAGUGAUGGGUGAGGGUAAAAGGGACUGCACUGGCCGCUCCACCAUGUCCUCACAGCCCAUGAGUGUUAGUGUGCCCAACCUGACCAGUGCUGACUCUGAGCCAUUGACACACAGUCUACUGGAGACCUUUGCUCAGGUGGCCAGGAGACGGGGGGGGUCAGCUACCAUGCCCACGGCCUCUGGGGUGUGUGGUACAGGGGGGAUGGCUCCCCAUGCUCCUAAUGUGCCUGCUAGUGUCAGUAAUGUACGCACAGGGCUGGGUCAACUGAUAGGUGGGCCACCCCCAAGCCUGGCCCACCCAGUGUUCUCGCCCUCCACCCACUCCAUGUCCAGUCUGGUCCGUCUGGCCCUCUCCUCACACUUCCACCUUCCAGGGCCAGGUCCAUUGAGUACAGCCCAGAGCUACCCAACCCUCACCUCAGGCACCACCUCCACCACUUCCACCACAGCUACAGGAGUUGCUGCCACCUCCACACCCAAUCAACCCUCCACCAACCUCUCCUCCUUCCCUCAUGGCCUCACUAUGAGUCUCACCUCUACAUCAAGUGACUCGGAGCAAGUCAGCCUUGAGGAUUUCCUGGAGAGUUGUCGGGCAAGCACUUUGCUGGCUGAGUUGACUGAUGAUGAGCUUCCUGAUCCAGAUGAAGAUGAAAAUGAUGAUGAUGACAAUGAUGAAGAUGAUGAAGAUUAUGAGGAGGAGGAGGAAUGUUAUGAAGUAACACAGGUUCGAAAUGGGAAGAGGAGAGGCUGGGAUGAUGACUUUGUUAUAAAACGGCAGUUCCCAGCAUUGAUUCCAGCAUUUGACCCUCGACCCGGCCGUACUAAUGUUAACCAAACUCAAGAUCUUGAGAUUCCAGCACCAGGAAGUGAAGACCAGUUGUGUGACACGCCCAGUGAGGUGGUGAGCGGGCCACGCCUCACUCUCACCCUCCGUGGUCCCAACUUGCCCGGCAUCCCUGAUGUAGAUGUUCCAAUAACUGACAAGAACUCCACUAUCUUCACUGCCGUCCAGACUUUAGUCCAUGCUGCAAACUUUCCCUCCCGACAAGAGAGACUUCGGCGCAUUUGGGAACCAACUUAUACGUUAAUAUAUGGAGAAGCCCGAGAAGAUGAAGGUAGUGAAGGGGAGUCUCCGGGAGUACAGCUUCUCAACAGGCGCAAUUCUCGGACCAACAUCUUGACUGAAGCUGGUGGUGGCCCUGCUCAGGCUCCAGCCACAUUUACCACUGGAGACCCCUCAGUGGAGGAUGUACUGCAGCUGCUCCGUCAGCUGUACAUCCUGGCACAUGAGGAUAAAGCAUUGCAAGACAAAUCAGUUCAAGCUGUGGAUGCAUUUGGUGUUCGAAGAGAAGAAUUUGAAUCAAAGAAGAUUGGAAAUAAACUUGUCCAGCAGGUUGGUGAAGCUGUGGUGCUGGCUUGUGGUGCACUGCCUUCCUGGUGUGAAGACCUCACCUAUGCCACACCCAUGCUCUUCCCAUUUGACACCAGACAUCUUUACUUCAACUGUACAGCAUUUGGUCCUGAAAGAUCAUUAGUGUGGUUGCAAAGCCAGCGGGAUGCAAGUGUGGAGCGCCGGGGGGGCCUGAGGCGGGAUGAUCCUCAUGAGUACCGUGUUGGUCGCCUUAAACAUGAGCGGGUGACUGUUCCCCGUGGCCCAGACCUCCUCCAGUGGGCACAACAGGUGAUGAGGGUGCAUGCCAGUCGCAAGUCCAUACUUGAAGUAGAGUUCCGGGAAGAGGAAGGGACUGGCCUGGGUCCUACCUUGGAGUUUUAUGCUCUUGUAGCUGGGGAGCUGCAGAGGGCAGACUUAGCCAUGUGGAUCUGUGAUGACCAGACAGCUGACCCCAUAACACCCCCAGCUCUAGAUGGAGGGAGUGGCACUGUAGAUCUCCAAAAGAGACCACCAGGAUAUUACAUUCUUCGACAGGGAGGCCUCUUCCCUUCCCCUCUUCCACAGGAUAGCACUAUUUGUGAUAAAGUUGUUGAGUUGUUCCACUUCCUAGGGGUCUUUUUAGCUAAAACUUUACAGGAUAACAGGCUUGUAGACCUGCCACUGUCUCGACCUUUCCUCAAGCUCAUGUGUCAUGGUGAGUUUGCAAAUGUGAAGGACCGAGGCUUAGCAGGCAGCUCAGUCAAGCCUAGAGGAGGGUUCUCAUCAUUACCAAUGGAGGAAGAUCUCAUGACCUCCUCCAUAAUUAGUGAAGAGAGUGAGAAGGAACUGGAGUUGGAUCCUCCCAAGUAUCGCAUCACAGACACCCAACCCUGGUUCAGUGGAUUGCUGACAUUGGAAGAUCUCUGUGAAAUUGACUCUGUUAGAGGAGGAUUCCUACAACAGCUCAAAGCUCUUGUAGCCUUAAAGCAACAGAUUCUCAAUGACACCAUUCUCUCAGAAGAUGACCGUCGCCUUCAGCUCCUUAACCUGACCCUUCCAUCAGUCCCAGGUGGCCAGGGGGCUGAGCUACCAGCAAUCAGACUGGAGGAUUUGUGUCUGACUAUGCAAUAUGCUGCUCCUUCCAAGCAUGCUGGUUACAGUGCAGUGGAGUUGCGAUCAGGAGGAGCAGACCAAGAAGUCACUCUAGCUAAUGUGGAGGACUACAUAGAUCUCACCCUGAACUGGGCCUUAGAAGCUGGCAUAAGACGACAGAUGGAGGCUUUCCGUGCAGGUUUCUCUCAGGUGUUCCCCUUGAAAAAACUGGGUGCCUUUAGCCCAGAUGAACUGAGACUUAUGCUUUGUGGUGAUCAGGCUCCUGUAUGGAGUCGUGAGGACAUCCUGGCAUAUACAGAACCCAAGCUGGGAUACACCAGAGACUCACCAGGGUUCUUGAGACUUGUCAAUAUUUUGGUUGGCCUUACAGCUGAGGAACGCAAGGCUUUUCUGCAGUUCACCACAGGCUGCUCUUCCUUACCCCCAGGUGGCCUUGCUAACCUCCAUCCCCGUCUCACUGUGGUGCGCAAGGUGGAUGCUGGAGAUGGCUCAUACCCAUCAGUCAACACUUGUGUCCAUUAUCUUAAAUUGCCAGAUUACUCCUCAGAGAAAAUAAUGAAGGAGAGGCUUCUUGCAGCAACACGGGAGAAGGGCUUCCAUCUUAAUUAGUGAGUGUAACAGUGUGUAUGAUAGGAUCAGAUGAACAAAACAGUCACUGAAAAUGUAAAAAUGUGAUUCUUAAAUCUUAUUCAUAUACAUUUUAUCAAAAAAAGUAUAUAUAUAAAUAUAUAUAUUAUAUUCUCUAUCAUAGACAACAGGAUUUAAGUUUUAAUUAUUGGAGGAUUGUAAUCAGAAUGCAAGUAAGAUACUGUGGAGACAAGUAUUUGGGAAGAGUAUGUUACACUAUGUGUAAUGAUCACAUUAUUAUUCUCUUAACUUGAAGGAAAACAGAUCCUUCAAAAAGGUCCAAGUGCAAAUUAUAUUCCUGGUAUAAGAUUUGAGGAGUCCAUUAUAUCAAAAUAUAAUUUGAAAACAGUACAGAAUACAGUGUUGUCUUAAGAGAAUUUUAAGUAUAAUUCAGGAAGUGUCCUUUAUCUAUAGCUUUGCAUUUUUAAAGCCUAUUAGUGAGGAUGGGAAAAAAUUGUGUUUACUUUUCUAACUGAUCGAUUCAGAGAACUCUAUCUUCUAAAUUGUAGUACUAUAUAUAUUGCUAAGUUUCUGUAUAUAUAUAUAUAUAUAUAUAUAUAUAUAUAUAUAUAUAUAUAUAUAUAUAUAUAUAUAUAUAUAUAUAUAUAUAUAUAUAUAUAUAUAUAUAUAUAUAUAUAUAUAUAUGGAACAUUCAGUCAGUAACUUAAAUAAAACCGGAUAUUUUUGGGCCAAGAAACUGUUGGUACCUAUAUGAAUUAUAUGACUAUCAGAAAGCUAAUUUUUUCCUGAGGAGCUGGUGUAUGAAGUGUGUAAAAAAAAAAAUCAUAUUUCCCUAUUAUUUUCCCCCACUUUUGUUUUGUCUUGACAUGUAGUCAUCAUGUGUAGGCUCACCAUGGCCAGUUGUUUUAUGUUGUCACUAUUAGCUUAUGUCUUUCUGUGAUACUGGUGUGAAGGCAUUGCGUAGACAGCAACAUGUACAUACUGUAAUAAAUAAAACACAAGCAUGCCACUGUUAGUCAUGUUGAUGUAACCAAUAAACAUUCAGGAUUUGAAGAGAA
Messenger RNA from Scylla paramamosain (green mud crab), 9642 nucleotides. It is a transcript of the gene Ufd4, whose product is annotated as E3 ubiquitin-protein ligase HECTD1-like. Lineage: Eukaryota; Metazoa; Arthropoda; Malacostraca; Decapoda; Portunidae. Gene Ontology annotation, cellular component: nuclear speck. Gene Ontology annotation, molecular function: metal ion binding; protein binding; ubiquitin protein ligase activity. Gene Ontology annotation, biological process: anatomical structure development; proteasome-mediated ubiquitin-dependent protein catabolic process; protein K63-linked ubiquitination. The record is from RefSeq and is a predicted model, not a curated record.